ACUUAUAUGGUUUUGGAAGAGACUGAUUAAACCCAAACCCAAAUUAAUAGAAAUUUUUCAAGUUUGCAACAAAAGCAAAUGGAGUCAACGCCGGGAAAAUUAUACUUUGGAAAAUCUCUGUUAGUUCCAAGUGUUCAAGAGCUUGCCAAACAGAUUCCGGCUAGGUAUGUCCACCCAGAGCAAGAAACUCCAGUCAUAUCCACCGGAGCGUCGGUUCCAGUUCUCGAUCUUCAAAAGUUGAUAUCAGGGGAUUCCAUGGAUUCUGAGCUUCACUCUGCUUGCCAACAAUGGGGUUUCCUCCAGGUUAUAAACCAUGGAGUGACACCUUCGUUACUGGAGGACUUCAAGAGAGAGGUUAUUGAAUUGUUUAGUCUUCCAAUGGAAGAAAAGAAGAAACUAUGGCAACAGGAAGACAGCUUGGAAGGUUUUGGGAAUGCAUUUGUUGUAUCAGAGGAUCAGAAGCUUGAUUGGAGUGAUAUGUUUGGAAUAAUGACUCUUCCUCCUCGUAUCCGCAAAGUGGACUUGUUUCAGAAUUUGCCCUCGAAUCUCAGGGACAUCUUGGAAGCAUACUGCAAAGAAAUCAAGAGCGUAGCAAUGAUUAUUGUAUGUCAAUUGGCAAAGGCUUUAAGGAUGGCUGAAAAAGAAACGCGAGAUCUAUUCAGUGAUGGUAUGCAGUCAAUGAGGAUGAAUUAUUAUCCGCCUUGUCCCGAGCCAGACAGGGCAAUUGGCUUAAGCUCUCAUUCUGAUCCUGGUGUCCUCACCAUCCUUUUCCAGCUGAACGAAACUGAAGGUCUCCAAGUCCAAAAAGACGAUAUUUGGGUGCCCAUAAAGCCCCUCCCAAACGCUUUGAUUGUGAAUGUUGGGGACAUGAUGGAGAUAUUGAGCAAUGGUGUGUAUAGGAGCAUUGAGCACAGAGCAAUUGUAAACUCAAACGAAGAACUGCUCUCUGUUGCGACAUUCUAUUCUUCAAGGGAUGCAUUGGAACAAUACUCAACAGCUCUGAAGGAACUUGCUAUGAAACUUCUGUACGUAAUGGCAAGAGCUUUAGGGAUGAAAGCAGAGGAUAUGAAUGUACUAUUUGAACAAGACGGGACACAAAUGAUGAGAAUAAAUUAUUAUCCUCCUUGUCCUCAACCAGAGCGAGUAAUGGGGUUCUGCCAUCACACUGAUUCUGUUGGUUUAACCAUACUCCUUCAGGUUAAUGAAACUGAAGGUCUUCAAAUUAAGAAAGAUGGUGCUUGGAUUCCGGUUCCAUAUCGUCCUGAUGCCUUUGUUGUUAACAUUGGAGACAUUUUAGAGAUUGUGACAAAUGGAAUUUACAAGAGCAUUGAACAUCGAGCCAUCGUUAAUGAGGACAAGGAGAGGAUCUCUAUUGCUACAUUUCUGAGCCCUAAAUUGAAUGGAGAUUUAGCCAAAGAAUGGGGUUUCUUUCAGUUGAUUAAUCACGGAGUUAAUUCUUUAUUGGUGGAGAAGAUGAAAAACGAGAUUAAAGAAUUAUUCAAUCUUCCAUUGGAAGAGAAGAAGAAAUUUGAACAAUCGUCAGGGGAAUUAGAUGGAUUUGGACAACACUUUGUUGUCUCUGAUGAACAAAAGCUUGAUUGGGCUGACCUCUUUUACUUGAAGACUGCACCUCCAUACUUGCGGAUGCCUAUAUUUUCCAAGCUUCCCCUUUCACUUAGAGAGACAAUUGAAGAGUACUCAGAAGAAGCAAAGGAGCUAAGCAUCAAAGUUUUGAAAAUGUUGGGUAAAGCUUUGGGGAUUGAUGAAGAAGAAGUGAAGAGUCUUUUCGAAGAAGGAAUGCAAUCAAUGAGGAUGAAUUAUUAUCCACCAUGUCCACAACCAGAAAAAGUGAUGGGACUUGCUCCUCAUUCAGAUGCAACAGGCCUUACAAUACUUCUUCAAGUCAAUGAUAUUCAAGGUCUUCAAAUUAAAAAAGACGAAAUUUGGAUUUCCAUUUUACCUCUUCCUAGAGCUUUCAUAGUCAAUGUUGGAGAUGUUUUUGAGAUUUUCUCAAAUGGAAUUUACAAAAGUAUAGAGCAUAGAUCAAUGGUGAGCUCAGCAAAAGAAAGGAUUUCAGUUGCAACAUUUCAGAGUUCAAGAUUGGACGUUAUAUUAGGUCCAGCAAGUAGCCUUGUUACAGCUCAUAAUCCACCAAAAUUCAAAACAAUGGGAGCCACUGAAUUUUAUAGAGGAUAUCUCAACCGUGAACUUGUUGGGAAAUCAUAUGUGGAAGCCAUGAGAAUUAAUCACCAAUGAAGAUGAUUCAAGGAAUUAAUUAGUAGUUGCAUUAAUGGUACGUACGUAAGUAAAUCCUUUGAUUUGAAUGAAAAAGGAUUAAAACAGAAAUAAAUAACAUUGAUAUGAGUUCAUUGUUAAUAUCAUGACAUUUCGAAUAAAUAUGAUGUGCAUUAAGAUUUAAAUAUUU
Molecule: messenger RNA, 2425 nt
Organism: Solanum tuberosum (potato)
Lineage: Eukaryota; Viridiplantae; Streptophyta; Magnoliopsida; Solanales; Solanaceae
Exons: 10
Coding region: 79-2256 (725 amino acids)
Source: RefSeq, a predicted model, not a curated record